AAAAAAAAAUGCUUGAUAUUUGUCUGACUACUAAAUUCAAAAUUAGACAUGAUAUACAAUAGAGAGAGACAUGGUUUUUCAUAUUAAACUAAUUGAACUUUUCUUUUUUUUUUAGUUCAACGCUUAUUAAGGUAUUUCAUUAAUUGCAAGAAUUAUCUGACUAAAUACAAAGUAAAUUUUAUUGUAAUCAAUAAUAACAAAUGAUACCAACUACUGAAAUGUUGUCAUCUUUUUAUAAUCAUUGAAUAGCCUAUACGGCAGGAUUUAAAUUAUAUAUACGCUAUGAGAUAUAAAUAAAUUUGAUCAGAUUGAGAUAUAAAUAUGUGAUAUACAUAUCUUAGUUCAAGAUCUUGACUUCAUAAUACUUAGUAAAGAUAUUGUUUUUCAAUGCUUAGAACUAAAUUAAGUUGAAUUAUUUAAAAAACUUUGAUUUUUAUGAGAAUGAAAUUUUCGAAUUUUUACCAUUAACUUAGUUUCUUACAUCGAUAACAAAAAUCUAACUUUAGUGAGUCUUUUUCGAUUCUUUACUUCAACUGAGGUCUUAUGAAUCUGUACAUAAAAUCUACGGGUUUCGAACGAAGAAAUUCUCAUCUGAAAAUGAACAUUCAGAAUCAAAAGGAAAAUAAAUAUUAGUUUUCCAAUUGAUAAUGAAGAACUAUUACCUAUUCUAGUAGAUUCAAUCGAGUUCAUAAUGGCAAUGGAAAUCAAUCAUCAGUAACUGAAACAAAUGAUAAACAAGAACUUGAUACAUCUAUUUCAAAGAAAAUCAGAGUUCAAUGGUCAUUAACAAGUCCAAUUAAGCAUACUCUUGUUCGUAAUAUUUGGGUUGCUCUUCUAAGUUUAUUAUUUUUAUCAACUUUAUUUAACAUAAUAACAUUAAGAUAUUAUGAUUUAUUUAAAAUUGAUAAAAUUAAUGAUGAAAAUGUAGGAACUUUAACUAUUGAUAUUAUUCAUUUACUAAAAAAAUGUGAAAAAGAUUUCGAUUAUCGAAAGGAAAAUUUAUCAUUUGCUCCUUUUGCAUUGAGUUUAGUAAUAAUAUUUUCUUGGUCAAUUAAACGAGAAAAACAAUAUUCAAAUAUAUGUUAUGGUAGACGUGGUUUAUUAACACCAAUUAAACCAUUUCAUACAGAAAAUCGUUUUACAACAGCAGCUGUUUUUGGAAUUAUUUUUUAUGCAAUAGUAAAAAUUUUUGAAGAAUUAUUUUUUGGUUCAUAUGAACUAUUAAAUCGUGGUGUAUUGAUUGAGUUAAUUAUAAGACUAGUAACUAGUAGUAUUGUCGGGUAUAGUGUCUUUUGAAAGAAAACAAAGCCUUAUUUUGAUUUGUUUACUUGUCUAGACUUUGAUAUUAUCCGGUACUUGCAUCUUUACAAUUACGAAAUAUUAUUGUUCGGUUUUUUGCUUGUGUAUAUGUACUCGGUGAUAUUGGAUAUACAAUUGUACGAGAAGGAUCAUGUAUGGGUUUUAUACCUCUACCAGGAUCUUAUUCAGUUCUUGAAGAAGCAAAACUUCGGGUGGUAUGUAAAUUAAGAACUUUUAUUUCAUAUGAAUAUAAGUAUUGAAGAAAAAAACAAACAUUGAAAAAAUUACUACGAAGCUUAGAUUGUAGUAAAAUUGAAAAGUUUCUGGCAUUCUUUUUGUCAAUCAAUAAAUAUAGAAGUUCGUAGAAUUGAACAAAUAAAACUUGGCAAAUCUAAUCUAUAUUUGGUUCAUAUCGAUUCUAGAAAACUGAGAUUUAUAAACGACUAAUGUUUAUUAGAAUUUUUUACAGUUAAAAAAGAACGUCAGUUGUGACAACAGUUUUGCAAUACUUUGUCUGUCAGAAAAUGUAGUAUCAUUCAAUAAAUAGAAGUGUUGAAUAAAAUUUGAAAAAUUCUGUUGAUUAUGUUUUAUUGGCGAAGUAUGUUGAUAUGCAUACAGAUAUGAAUAAUCAAUUAUUUAGAAAAUAUUAUAUUGUAUAAUAGUCUUACAUGCACUUUAUUAUUAAUAGAAAUAAAAUAUCUUAAAUAACUACUGAUUUCACUUUAUUAAUCAAUUGAUAUGUCCAAAUACAGGAAAAAAUCGAAUAUUAUUACAUCUAGGACAGCUCUAGCUCAUGAUAUCAGCUGAAAAACUGAUAAAAAACAUUAAUUCAUAAAAAAAAACUGUAUAAACAGUUCAUCUCACAUCAGAUCAACAAUUGUUACAAGAAAUUACUUCAUCUACCUAGAAAGAUCGAUUGGUUUUUUUUAAAAUCAGGAUGCUACUAGUAUUGCCAUGGCUACUGACAGCUUACCUGGAUUGAUUCCUGUAGUAUCCUGGCUUUAAAAAAAACUAAUCGAUCUUUCUAGGCGGAUGAAAUCGAUCAAGUGAUUUCUUGUAACAACUGUUGAUCUGAUGUAAGCUGAACUAUUCAUACAGUUUUUUUAUCAGCUUUUCACUUGAUAUCAUGAGUUAGAACCGUUUUAGGUGUAACAAUUUUUGAUUUGUACUUUAUUUGGACGUGUCAAUUGAUUAAUAAAGUGAAAUUAUUAAAUAUAUUUACAUAUACAUAUUUCAUUAUGCCUCUAUAGAGGAAAUUCAAAUAACAUGUAUAGAAAAGGUUAAGAUUAUCAAUUAUUUAUCAACUUUGAUGUUUCUGAAAGA
Molecule: messenger RNA, 2622 nt
Organism: Rotaria sp. Silwood1
Lineage: Eukaryota; Metazoa; Rotifera; Eurotatoria; Philodinida; Philodinidae
Source: the annotation of a GenBank genome assembly